AUGAAUGCUAUCCUGGACGAGGAAAGAGUUCCUCUCACCAACUGUAUGCGGACCUGUACGGUCGCCGUUGCCAAGAUUUCGUGCAACGGCUCCAAUGAUACUGCCAAGAAGUAUCGCGCCGAGAUUGAGCUCGUUACUCAGGCUGAGGGGACUGCUGAGGUCGUUGCCCUUCACCGCGACAUCCUUGACAACAGGGGCAAGCUCUCUCCGGACAUCAAGAAUGCGGACAGCGACGCUGGGAUCGCAUAUUCCAUUCUGAAGGCCGCCUACCCACAGCAUACUGAUAUGCAACUCAGAGAUGUCGAUCCUGUUGUUCUUGCCAAUUUUGUCAAGGUGCGAGAGGUGAUUGGCAAGACCAAGGUGAUUGAAGAAGCAGAGUGCGCUCCUUUUUACGCCGAAAUCUCGGCCUUCGUGGAAUCGGAGAAGAAGCGAAACAAAUCUCGCACGGAAGGCGAUGGUGCUGAACCUGAGGAGCUGGAGAUGGCCUACUGGCCCCUCAUCAGGGUCGUGCGGGUCUUCCUGAAGUCAGAGGUCGUUUCUACCGGAGUAGUCAUUGUGGAUUUGCCUGGAGGACGCGACUCGAAUGCUACUCGCGCGGCAGUCGCUCUCAAAUACGAUGGCGCGCACAACAACAUCACCUUCAUCUGUACCAAAGCAGACGACAUUUCCCUGGAUGAAGCGGCGCCGAGUCUUAGCAUUGUAGACCUCAUCGCGAAGGAGCAAGAGCGCAAAAUUGGAAUGGAGAGUGGAAUCGAGCGCAAGAGGGGCGAACUCAAAAGCCUUGAGCUCCAGAAAGCGAGCGCUCAGGAGAAGUACAGCAUCAUCGGCAAUGACUUUGAUACUUGGCAUGGACUUUACAGACAGGUUUCCAAAGGGCAUACGACCUUUGCUCCCAUGGAAUCUCCCCGCAAGAGGAAGCGUUCUCGGCCUCAGCGUGAGAAAGAGCCUGCAAUUGACAAGAAGGUGAAGAAAGAGCCUGGUCAAAGCGACACAGACGAAAGCAGUGAUGACUCGGAUCUCGAUGCUGUUGAGUCUGACGACGAUGACUUGGAGGGUCGCCCUGAGCCUUUUUCAAUCGAGGAGACGCGCAACAAGCUUGAAGAGCUGAAGGCGUCGAAGAAGGCUGCCAGGGAGGAGCGGAAGAAGAUUACUCGGCAGAUGACGCAGAUCAAGAAGAACAUCAGGGACCUCAGCAAGCAGCUUCGGCUGUUUGAUGAAGAGCUUCUCGCCGAACAGGAGGGAGAGAUGCGAACUCGCCAGCAGGUUGAGGUCGUGAGCCCCGAUUAUGAACAGAUUGGUAGAGAUUUACCAGUCUUCUGCAUCAGCAGUCGGGGCUACCAGCAGUUGAGAGGAAGGAUGAAGAAAGACCAUCGUGUUGUAGGCUUCACUUCUCUCGAUGAUACUGGGGUUCCUGGUCUUCGUGACUACACCCUCGAGCAGGCCGCGGCUAUCCAGGCUAGCCACUUUCGCCAUCAUCUCAGCGAGAUAUGCCGUCUUCUGGGGGCCCUCGACCUCUUUUUUGCAGGGGACGUCGCUAACCUCAAGCUCUCCGAAAAUGAGAAGAAGCAGGAGACUCAGAGCUUGGGAGUUGCUUUGACCAAGCUAGGAAAGGCCCUCGGUGAGGCUGUUACAAAGUGCAUGGAGGAUUGCAAGUCAGUCGUUAAGGUGAAGGUCCUGAAGAAGACCGGCAAGGGUGCCGUGAAAGCCUCUGACAAGGCCGUUACUACUGCCGAAGGCUGGGGUGCGAAGCACGAUGCCGGAGGUCUUCGCUAUGGAAUUUGUAAGGCUACUUGCCGUCGCUAUGGCGUAUUCAAAGGCGCAGCGGGUGCCCGUGACUUCAACGAGGAUCUUCUCAAGCCUAUGAAGAAUUAUACUGCCCAGGAGUGGGACUCGGCCUUCAAUGGCCGCUUGCCUGAGAAGAUUGCGACACUUGCCGCGUCUUCCAAGCAGCUGAUUAACUCGUUCCACGAGCGCAUGAAGGACAGACGGUUUCUUGUCGAGAACAACGAUUUAGUGAACGGCUUCCUCGUCGUGAUUCUGGCCGCACAGAAGGAGAAGCUCGCUCAUAUAGCUAAUGAGCACCAAAAGCUGGUCAAGACCGCACAAAAGGACGCCAAUCGUCUUUUCGGCCCUGUUGUUCAGCGAGCCAUGAAUGAAGCCUACCAAGGCUGCGUCGACCUGAGAGGUGAGCGUUGCGAAUUCUUGGAGGCAUACAGACAUCAAGCUAACCGAGCCAUGUUCAAAACCGCCGCCGGAGAUGUGGAGAAGGCCGCCAACACAAUGCUGAGCACCCUUGAAAAGACAAUCCGCGACGACACGAAUGGAGUUGUGAACGCCAUGCAGGAGGACUACAUUGGCCUGAUUGGAGAGGUGGCUACCACGGCUGACUUACGCGACCGAAAGAUCUUGAGCCCCGUGCUCCGUGACUUUUACAUGAAGCUGAAUGCCGCCCUGGAUCCUAUCGAGGAGGAAAUCGUCGUCCAUGAGCCCAUCGAUCUUGAGCUCGACAUGAGAGAUGGCAGUGACGACGAAUACCGGCCCGAUGAAGAUAUGAGUGAUUGA
Colletotrichum paranaense is the source of this 2562-nucleotide messenger RNA. RefSeq lists its product as uncharacterized. Lineage: Eukaryota; Fungi; Ascomycota; Sordariomycetes; Glomerellales; Glomerellaceae. The record is from RefSeq and is a predicted model, not a curated record. The coding region runs from base 1 to 2562 and encodes 853 amino acids. The transcript has 7 exons.